Leguminivora glycinivorella is the source of this 1004-nucleotide messenger RNA. RefSeq lists its product as uncharacterized. The record is from RefSeq and is a predicted model, not a curated record. Bases 98 to 868 code for a protein of 256 amino acids. NCBI's taxonomy places the organism in Eukaryota, Metazoa, Arthropoda, Insecta, Lepidoptera, Tortricidae. The transcript is spliced from 7 exons.
CCAUCAGGAAUAUUGAUGUCAAAAUUUUUGUUAACUUCUUAAUUUUGGAUCUUUAAAUUUAAAAUUUCUAAGUUUUCUGUAUCUUUCAAUAGUUAAAAUGGCUCCUAAACAAGAUAAGAAAGCAAAAAAAGAAACGUCAGUGUGUCAGACCUCGAAAUGUGAUAUGUCCCAGGAUGUCGAUUGCGCCGCAAACUGCCCUGGCGCUGUCAACGUAGCCACCGGGCGAGGCCAAUCGGGGGCUAAGCUGACGGACCGGCAACGUCGCAACAUGGAGCGGGUGGAAAUGCUCGCGCGGCCCAACACGAGGCGGCUGCGGAGUCUCUGGGAUGAGAAGUGCGCCAUAUUGCCGCCGGACCGUCGGGACAAGAUCAAAAGUGCGCUGGAGGAGGACUAUUUUCUUAGCCCAGAGCAAACGGAGCAAUACUUUCAAGCUCUGAACCAGCAUGGAGGGGGCAAGUUUCACAUCCCGGGCGCCGGCGGCAGCGCCGGCGCCGGCACCGUCGGUCGCAAGGAGCAGGCGGACAGGACCAAGGAACUGCGGCAGCGGCAGAAGUGGCUAGUCAACUUUAGUGCACAGGUGGCGUACCGUAUUUGCGACUACAUUGCAAAGGGUCAAAAAGAAAUGCUAGUCUCAAACAGGUUGCGGAGCAUCGCUGAUGUGGUGUUAGAAAGGGUCGCGGACAUACUGGGUGAGCCGAAACCCACCCGAACACAUCCCGGUCGCCUGGCGCGGUUCAUGGUAGCGAUAUCCGACCGCAUCGCCGUCUGGAUUGAAAACGCCGUGUAUCGCGCCGACGCCAUCGAGCCGCCAGAGGAACCGCAACAUGAGCAUAUGCGGCUGGACACUGAGCGCCCACUUAUAUGCUGAUUCAGUGUUCUUCCUCCUCUGCUGCUUGGCGCUGGCGGCUGCUGCCCCCCAGCUCAUCUACCCGGGCCUGGCUCCCAUCGCCCCAUUGGGCGUGGUACCUAGGACCGUGGUAGCUGGUCCGACGGUGGUGAACGGC